This is a messenger RNA of Talaromyces rugulosus, 3663 nucleotides long. RefSeq lists its product as uncharacterized. The record is from RefSeq and is a predicted model, not a curated record. Gene Ontology annotation, biological process: intracellular signal transduction. Lineage: Eukaryota; Fungi; Ascomycota; Eurotiomycetes; Eurotiales; Trichocomaceae. The transcript is spliced from 3 exons. Gene Ontology annotation, molecular function: guanyl-nucleotide exchange factor activity. The coding region runs from base 1 to 3663 and encodes 1220 amino acids.
AUGGCAGAUUUGGGAUCGCAGCAGGGCCGGAGUUUCCGGCCCAGUCCAUAUGGACAAUCUUCGAACUUUCAGCGCGAUGCUGCGUUUUCUGACAUCUUCGGAUCAGCUCCACAGGGCCGGGCACAAACAAUGACUGCGCAGACCCCUCACUUGCCGACGGAACGAGCGCAUACCAUGAGUUCUCACAUUGCACAACCCCAGAUGCCGCAGAGGAUGCCAGCACCGGGUCGCCAAAUGCCCGCAGGUCCUGGACAGUCUGUUCCAAACGGUUACGGAAACCCUCACAUGAAUGGUGGUAACAUAUCUUCGCACGCCCCUCAAAACUAUCCUCGUCAGUAUCAACGAGGUUCCGCAUAUCCCCUACCUCAGCGGGUCGACACCAGACCUAAUCAGAUCCCGCAAUAUUCCAAUGCAAAAAUGCCGGCUCCUCAGGGUCGCCCUGCGCCUCCACCGGCUCUGAAUACAGAUGCUUAUCGCUCACGAUCAAUGGCCGGAGUCCCAAGGAUGAGCGCAGCUCCUGUAUAUGCACAGCCUCCAAAUAGCUUUAACCACGCCUCUGCACAUGCCAUCCGUCAUCAACAGUAUAACGCUCCUGCGGCAAGAACACCUCAAGGCCGAACAGUCCCAGAAAGACACGAUGAUGCUCGAACAAUGUCCUUGAGCUCUUACUCGUCACACCUUGACUACGCUCAGACGCCGUACGGUCGAACAGUUCCUGUGAGGCGACCCCCUUCGGGCCCCGAUCAAAUACCCUCACAGUUGCUACCAGCGCCAGUACAAGCGCAAGUUCAAUCUCAAACACCUACUAUUGUAGAGCAACAGACUCUCGACGGUGAAGGCCCUCGUCAGCGUCGCCCUAGCGAAACCUCACUCACAUCUCGCACCAUGUCAAUGGCAUCCACCCUUACUCCUGACCGAACCAUGAGUUUGCAGAGCAAGUCCGUGCAAAAAUCAAAUAGCCAGUCGACUCAAUCUACGGCCGCAACAGCAGUAGCACAAAGACCUGUCCGAAAGCCCUUGGUUUAUCCGGCCAUGCUUGCUCGUGUCGCUGAUGUUUUCCGUGAGAGAAUACCAUUAGGCGAACGCCAGAAGAACGGCUUGUCGUAUCAGAAUGCUUUCUCGGGCGCAGAGGCUGUUGAUUUGAUUGCCUAUAUUAUCAGGACACAAGAUCGGAACCUCGCAUUGUUACUUGGUCGUGCGCUCGAUGCACAAAAAUUCUUCCAUGACGUUACAUACGACCAUCGUCUUCGAGACUCCCCGGUGGAACUCUACCAAUUUAAAGAAACCAUGACCGAAGAGACACCAAGCUCUGAAGUUAACGGGGUAUUUACCCUAUUGACGGAGUGUUACUCUCCAACUUGUACACGUGACAACCUUUGUUAUUCCAUUGCUUGCCCUCGGCGGCUUGAGCAGCAAGCCCGCCUAAAUCUGAAACCACAACCUGGCUUGCAUCAUUCCUCUUCGAAAGGAAGUCUACACGCUGAUGAUGACAAUGACGAUCAAAAGUUGUGGAUAAAUAUGGUUCCCAAGGAGGUCGCCGAUACUAUCGAUGACCGAGAGAAGAAACGGCAAGAGAUCAUUUUCGAGAUGAUGUAUACCGAACGAGAUUUCGUUAAGGAUCUCGAAUACCUACGAGACUUUUGGAUGAGGCCUCUGCGCUCUGCUGGUAAUACAAGCUUGUCGCCGAUUCCCGAGCAUAGACGUGAAAAAUUUAUCAGGACCGUUUUUGGGAACUGUUUGGAGGUUCUCAAAGUCAAUUCUGGUCUUUGCGAGGCCCUCAAUUCUCGGCAGAAGGAAAAUCAUGUUGUGCGAACUAUUGGCGACAUUUUCUUACAGCACGUCCCACGUUUUGAUCCAUUUAUUAAAUAUGGUGCCAAUCAACUGUACGGCAAGUAUGAGUUUGAGAAAGAGAAGGCUUCCAAUCCUGCUUUCGCUCGUUUCGUUGAAGAAACAGAACGCUUAAAAGAGUCUCGGAAACUGGAAUUGAAUGGUUAUUUAACCAAGCCAACGACACGUCUUGCCAGAUAUCCUCUUCUUCUCGAACAGGUCAACAAAUACACAGCCGACGAGAGCUCCGACAAACAGGAUAUUCCUAAAGCAAUUGGUAUAAUUAAAGAUUUCCUUUCGAGAGUGAACACGGAGAGUGGUAAAUCUGAGAACCACUUCAAUCUAGUCCAACUAAAUGCUGCUUUGAAAUUCAACCCGGGUGACUACGUGGACCUCAAACUCACAGAAGAGAAUCGGCAAAUGCUUUCUAAAAUGGCGUUCAAGAAGACUUCAACCGAUAGUUCUGAAGUCACGGCGUACCUUUUCGACCACGCUGUGUUACUUGUUCGUAUUAAAGCAGUGAACAAACGAGAAGAGUACCGAGUGUACAGGAAGCCGAUACCACUGGAAUUGUUGGUGAUCGCUCAGAUGGACGAGGUCAUUCCUAAGCUCGGGCUAGCAAAGAGGUCAUCUUCUAGUUUGAUCCCUAGCAAGGCAGCCGUCAUCAAUGCCCCCGUUCCUAAAGAAGGCCUGCCCAUCACCUUCAAACAUCUUGGUAAAGGCGGUUACGAACUCACCCUUUUUGCCACCACUCAGACUCAACGAAGAAAGUUCAUCGAACUGGUUGAAGAGCAACAAAGGAAACUUAGAGAACGCAACAGCAACUUCUAUUCUAAGACAAUACUCAGUGAGAGUUUCUUCACUACGGCCAAUCGUGUUAACUGUUUAGUUCCUACCGAUGGCGGUAGAAAGCUGAUUAUCGGAACCGAUAAUGGUAUCUACUUGGCCGACCGAUGGCCGAAGGACAAGAGCGCAAAACCACGGCGUAUUCUCGAUGCCACAGCGGUGACUCAGAUUGAUACGUUGGAAGAAUACCAGCUGGUCUUGGUUCUAGCCAACAAAACCCUGAGUUCGUAUCCGCUAGAGGCGCUUGAAGUAAAUGAAGGCCAAAACCCAUUGGCCCGUCGACCAAAGAAGAUUCAAGGUCAUACCAAUUUUUUCAAAGUUGGUAUCGGCCUGGGACGUCAUCUUGUCUGCUCUGUCAAGACUUCUGCGCUAUCGACAACUAUCAAGGUGUAUGAACCUAUGGAGAAUCUGGCUAGAGGAGGUAGGAAACCGGCCUUGGGCAAGAUGUUCCGAGGUGGGCAAGAUACUCUGAAGCCCUUCAAGGAAUACUAUAUUCCUGCCGAAUCUUCAUCUGUCCAUUUUCUUCGGUCAACACUAUGCGUCGGGUGCGCCAGAGGUUUCGAAGUCGUUAGUUUGGAAACUACAGAAAGCCAGUCUCUUCUUGACCAAGCAGAUACCUCUUUGGAUUUUGUUGCGCGGAAAGAAAAUGUCAAGCCGAUUCAUAUUGAACGUAUGAAUGGUGAAUUCCUUCUGAACUACAGCGAUUUUUCAUUUUUCGUCAAUCGAAAUGGAUGGCGAGCACGGCCUGACUGGAGAAUUUCCUGGGAAGGAACGCCGAAUGCUUUUGCGUUGUCGUAUCCAUACAUUUUAGCCUUUGAGCCCAACUUCAUUGAGAUUCGACAUAUCGAAACGAGCGAACUUAUUCAUAUCAUGACUGGAAAGAACAUUCGAAUGUUACAUUCGUCCACACGAGAGAUUCUUUAUGCCUAUGAAGAUGAAGAAGGGGAAGAUGUGGUGGCUAGUUUAGAUUUCUGGAACCGGCCACGAUAA